CCUCGUGAGUAGGAAGUAGAGUUGCAUCCGGAGAAAAGACAAAUCGAAGUUGCCCGACUGCGAUACAGAGAUAGGACGAAAGAGCAGGCUCCAUCUUGUGUUUAGCCUUCCAGUGGGCUUUGAAGCCUAUCAGGCGCCAUGUUAAUUACGGGAACGAGCAGCCAUUUUCCCGUUCCUCAUCCUUUCGCCCGGCUCCAGUGCCCAGACCCAAGCCCCCCACUGCUCAAUGGACAGCCCCAGCCCAGACCCGUUGCCUUCGCCUUUGCCCGGGGAGGAAGAGAAACCUCUGGCCUUACCUCCUCCUGUUCCCCGGGGCCGCCGAGGCCGACGUCCUGGGGGGCCCACCUCCUCGAAUCGGACGCUCAAGGCCUCCCUCCCUCGCAAGCGGGGCCGCCCCCCCAAGUCGGGGCAGGAGCCCCCGCUGGCGCAGGGGGUGACAGCCCCCGUGGGCAGCGGCGGUGGCAGCGACCUCCUGUUGAUCGAUGAUCAGGGUGUGCCCUACACAGUCUCUGAAGGGUCAGCGGCAGGCGGGCCUGAGGGCUCUGGCCCUAAGAAGGCCCCGCACUUCUGCCCGGUGUGCCUGCGGGCCUUCCCCUACCUCUCCGACCUGGAGCGCCACAGCAUCUCGCACUCAGAGCUGAAGCCGCACGAGUGCAAGGAUUGCGGCAAGACCUUCAAGCGGUCCAGCCACCUGCGGCGGCACUGCAACAUCCAUGCCGGCCUGCGGCCCUUCCGCUGCCCGCUGUGCCCCCGCCGCUUCCGCGAGGCGGGCGAGCUGGCCCAUCACCACCGCGUCCACUCCGGGGAGCGCCCCUACCAGUGCCCGGUCUGCCGGCUGCGCUUCACGGAGGCCAACACUCUCCGGCGCCAUGCCAAACGCAAGCACCCUGAGGCCAUGGGGGCACCCCUGUGCCCCCCGGACCCAGGGCCUCAACCACCGUGGGACGACGAGGGCAUCCCGGCCACGGCAGGGGCUGAUGAGGAGGAGUUGGAGGGCAAAGAGCUGGCCUGACCCACACCCCCAGCUACCGCUCCCCGGGCCGGGUUUAGAGCUGGGAGUUCGGCUGGUGCUGGGCCUGGGCUGGGAGGUCGGGACACUCUCCUGUCUGGCGGUCUUCCCGUUGUGGGAGGGGCUUGAGGGUGAGGACCUAAACUUCUGGUUCUUGCUGCCUCCUGCCAUCUUCCCGCGGACUAACAGGCCCUUGGAGGCAGGGGCUGUGGAAAUAAAUCUCUGCCUACUGGC
Messenger RNA from Equus caballus (horse), 1243 nucleotides. It is a transcript of the gene ZNF524, whose product is annotated as zinc finger protein 524. The record is from RefSeq and is a predicted model, not a curated record. Gene Ontology annotation, molecular function: RNA polymerase II cis-regulatory region sequence-specific DNA binding; DNA-binding transcription factor activity, RNA polymerase II-specific. Lineage: Eukaryota; Metazoa; Chordata; Mammalia; Perissodactyla; Equidae. Gene Ontology annotation, biological process: regulation of transcription by RNA polymerase II.